Molecule: messenger RNA, 1848 nt
Organism: Neltuma alba
Lineage: Eukaryota; Viridiplantae; Streptophyta; Magnoliopsida; Fabales; Fabaceae
Product: protein NUCLEAR FUSION DEFECTIVE 4
Exons: 2
Coding region: 70-1653 (527 amino acids)
Cellular component (GO): membrane
Source: RefSeq, a predicted model, not a curated record
ACCUCAUUAGCCAAGAAGGGCAGUUCAAGUUAUUUCCUGAUCUAAAGGUGCUGCUGCUUCUUCUUUACCAUGGCUUCAGCUGCUCUUCAAUGGCUAAGCCUUGUGGGAAUGAUUUGGCUUCAAGCCAUAAACGGCACAAACACCAAUUUCCCAGCCUAUUCAUCUCAACUGAAACAGCUCCUUUCAAUUUCACAAGUGCAGCUCAACAAUCUUGCUUUUGCCUCUGAUGCAGGAAAACUUCUUGGCUGGUUCUCAGGCAUGGCUUCUGUUCACCUCCCUCUCUGGCUUGUUCUCCUGAUCGGUUCAAGUCUUGGGUUGGUUGGUUACGGAGUCCAAUAUCUCUUCGUAACACAGCAAAUCUGCUCUUUGGCCUACUGGCAUGUCUUCUUACUAACUGUUCUGGCUGGGAAUAGCAUUUGUUGGAUUAACACUGUUAGUUAUGUCGUUAUGAUCAGGAACUUCCCAUCUGAUCACCAAGUUGCUGUCGGGUUAACAACUAGUUAUCAAGGGUUAAGUGCAAAGAUCUAUACUGAUAUUGUUGAAGUUCUUUCUCCCCACAAAAAAGCCAGAGCCUUUCUUCUCUUGAACUCUAUCUUACCUCUCAUAGUGAGCCUCAUAGCAUCUCCUGUAACUAGAAAAAUUGAAAUCGCAAGGCCUAAACGAAUGGGUGUUGGAUUUGUUGUAAUGUUUGUUAUCACAAUCUCCACAGGUGUAUAUGCUGUACUUAGCAGCUUGCAGUUUUUGUCACCCCAAUUAUGUCCAUUGAGUAAUCUGCUUGGUAUUCUAGUGUCUCUUCUCCUCCCUCUAGUGCUUCCAGUCUCAGAGAUGAUCGACGAAUUGGCGAGAUCAUGGCAAGCCAUCCGAGAAAGACUAAGAGUCUGUCAUUGUACUGUGCAGGAAAACAAGAGACCUAACGAAGAGAGGAUAGAGAGUGAGCCAAAAGAUGGAGAGGAGGAGGAGAAGGAAGAAGAAGAAGAUAAAAACAGAGAGGUUCAAGAAGUUGUUGUCAGAGAAGAAAUUGGGGUGAAGUUAAUGCUAAGAAGAAUAGAUUUCUGGUUAUAUUUUUUAAUCUAUUUCUUCGGCGCAACUCUUGGCUUGGUCUUUAUGAAUAACUUGGGACAAAUUGCUGAGUCCAGAGGCUACUCCAACACUUCAUCUCUGGUAUCCUUGUCUUCAUCUUUUGUGUUCUUUGGCCGUCUCAUGCCAUCUCUCAUGGACUACUUCUGCAGGGGCAAGAUUAGAAUUUCAAGGCCAGCGAGUAUGGCGGCAUUAAUGGCUCCAACAGCAGCGUCGUUCCUAUUGCUUCUCAACAGAAGUGACCGAGCCCUAUACACGAGCACGGCCAUAAUAGGAAUAUGCACUGGAGCUAUCACUUCCAUUUCUGUGUCCACAACCACUGAACUAUUCGGGACAAAGAAUUUCUCAGUGAACCACAACAUUCUGGUGGCCAACAUUCCCAUUGGUUCUUUUGUGUUUGGUUACUUGGCUGCCCUGAUUUAUCGUAAGGGACAAGAUGGAGAAGGGAAAUGCAUAGGCAUGGAGUGUUACAGAAGUACUUUCAUCAUCUGGGGUUCGCUCUGUUUCUUUGGGACGUUGUUGGCUCUGAUUCUCCAUGCCAGAACUCGCAAGUUCUAUUCGCAGAGGAAACAGUAGGAUCAUAGCAGAGAAAGGAACAAUUCGUCUCUUUUUUAUUUUAUAUAUAUAUAUAUAUAUAUAUAUAUACACCUUUUAUGCUUUUUGAUCUGUCAUAAAUUGAUUCCCAACUCACAGGAAGCUAAGUAUACAUUAUAGUAUCACUCAGAAACUACUCGGGAUCAUACAAUGCACAGUCAGAUUAUGUAAUGAGUU